AUGCGGCGUGUGGGCGCAUCCGGGCCCGCGCGCGGCCGGCGUCUCACCCGUCGCCUUUCCCUGCAGUCGGACAAUGCCCGGCCCGAGGGCACGUUCCAGGUGACGAUGCUGCCCGGGGACGGCGUGGGCCCCGAGCUCCANNUCAGCGCCCGCGUCCCGCAGGCCGCCAGCGUGCCAGUGCUCUUCGACGAGCACCACCUGAGCGAGGUGCAGAACACGGCGUCCGAGGAGAAGCUCGACCAGGUGGUUGACUCCAUGAAGGAGAGCAAGGUGGCCCUCAUAGGCAAGAUCCACACGCCCAUGGAGUACAAGGGGGAGCUGGCGUCCUACGACAUGCGGCUCAGGCGCAAGCUGGACCUGUUUGCCAACGUGGUGCACGUGAAGAGCCUGCCGGGCUACAAAACGCGCCACAACAACCUGGACCUCGUGAUCAUCCGAGAGCAGACGGAGGGCGAGUACAGCUCCCUGGAGCACGAGAGCGCCAAGGGGGUCAUCGAGUGCCUCAAGAUCAUCACGCGGGCCAAGUCGCAGCGCAUCGCCAAGUUUGCCUUCGACUACGCCACCAAGAAGGGGCGCUCCAAGGUGACGGCCGUGCACAAAGCCAACAUCAUGAAGCUGGGCGACGGGCUGUUCCUGCAGUGCUGCGAGGAGGUGGCCGAGCUCUACCCCAAGAUCAAGUUUGACACCAUGAUCAUUGACAACUGCUGCAUGCAG
This is a messenger RNA of Tinamus guttatus (white-throated tinamou), 714 nucleotides long. Lineage: Eukaryota; Metazoa; Chordata; Aves; Tinamiformes; Tinamidae. The record is from RefSeq and is a predicted model, not a curated record.